AUGUUGCCUUGCAGGAAGACCAUUGUCCCGUAUGGCUCUCAUUGGUACCUGUAUGGCGACUUGAAAGGACUAGGCUACCUGGCAACAUCCUUUCCGGGUCUAGGAAAUGAGGUCAUCAUAGCAGUGCUUCACAAAAUCGAGAUCUCUAUGGACUUGGCUUUCAUUAUGAAGAUACGUCCCAGUGAGCACUGUGCUAUCCGCAGUUUGUGUGCAUCUCUUCACCAAAUCUGCGUUGCUCCUCUUGUCAAUAUCAUUGAUUCGUGGAAUCAUUCGAAUGCUUGCGAGGCAUAUGGAUUCGGCCCCUUAUAUAUAUAA
Messenger RNA from Penicillium canescens, 315 nucleotides. RefSeq lists its product as uncharacterized. The transcript has 2 exons. The coding region runs from base 1 to 315 and encodes 104 amino acids. NCBI's taxonomy places the organism in Eukaryota, Fungi, Ascomycota, Eurotiomycetes, Eurotiales, Aspergillaceae. The record is from RefSeq and is a predicted model, not a curated record.